This is a messenger RNA of Terrapene triunguis (Three-toed box turtle), 599 nucleotides long. Its product is annotated as erythroid membrane-associated protein-like. The record is from RefSeq and is a predicted model, not a curated record. Gene Ontology annotation, molecular function: protein binding. Lineage: Eukaryota; Metazoa; Chordata; Testudines; Emydidae. The transcript has 4 exons. The annotation marks the transcript as partial.
CAAUUCAGGAAAUACAGGAGAAAUUUGAAAAAGCCAUGGCUGAGCUGGACUUCAGGAGGGCUCGUAGCAAUGCAGUUAACAUCACUCUGGAUUCUGACUGUAAACAUCCCAAACUCUCACUCAAGGAUAAAAAUAGGGUCAUUUCCACUGCAGAGAAGAAAGUCGGCAGGGAUUUGAUAGUGGUGGCAAAUGAAGGAUUUUCAGAGAAGAAACAAUACUGGGAGGUGGAGGUGGAGGAGAAGCCAGAGUGGGAGCUAGGGGUGCUGAGUCAGAAUGAAAGGCAGAAACUGAAAAAUGAGAAGAUGGAGAAACCUCCUGAGAAGGAAUACUGGAGUUUGCGGCUGUCUGAGGGUCGAUAUCAUUGUAGUUGGAAAAGUGACACAAUCACCUCUGAGGAUAAAAAAUGCCAAGUGGUUGGCAUUUUUCUCGAUUGGGAAGAGGGAAUGAUCUCAUUCUACAAUGUAGAGCUAAUGUGCCCUGUUGUGUCCAUCACUCAAGAGUUUAAAGGAAAAUUGUACCCAUUCUUCAAUCCUGGCAAUGAUAAACAAUACCUAGGAAUACGCCCUGUCAGUGUCCCCAGCCCCUUAACUUCUCUCUGA